AUGUGUAUUCCUGCAGGCUUGCUGUCUGUUAUCGAAGAGGCCACGUAUUCCGGUAUCCUGUUGCCUGGCAAUGAAUGGAAAGCUCUGUCACACCUGGGCCACACGGCCCGCAUGGCAUACCGCGUGCGCGUUAGGUGCGAUCGCAACUACUACGGACAAAAUUGCACAAAGCUCUGCAAGCCCCGGGACGACCGGUUCGGACAUUAUACAUGCGGUGACACGGACGGCCGGAAAGAGUGCAUACCCGGCUGGCAGGGCGAGAAUUGUGACAAAGCCGUGUGCAAGACCGGAUGCAAUCCCGCACACGGACAUUGCGGUAAUCCCGGAGGUUGCGAGUGCCGAAAAGGUUGGCAAGGUGAGCUUUGCGAUCAGUGUAUGACGUAUCCUGGAUGCAAGCAUGGAUAUUGUAACGGAACUUCUUGGCAGUGCAUAUGUGACAUAAACUGGGGAGGCAUUUUAUGCGAUCAAGACUUGAACUAUUGCGGCACCCACGAACCGUGCCUGAACGGAGGGACGUGCAAGAGUACGGCCCCUGACAGAUACACGUGCACGUGCCCCGAAGGGUUCGGAGGCGCAAAUUGUGACGUGGUGCUGAACCCGUGCGCCACCGAGCCGUGCGCUAACGGCGGAAAAUGCCGGACAGUGGACGCAGUCUCCGCAUCCGGUGGCGGUGCCGGUGGAUCCGGCUCUGGUCCGGGCGCCGGCGGUGCUCAGAUGUUCGGCUCCGUGGCUCAAUCCGCUCCGCUCUUGGUACCCAAGCAAUUCCAUUGCGACUGCCGGCCGGGCUGGAUGGGCAGUACCUGCAAUACAGAAAUCGACGAGUGUGCCACUCAACCGCCCCGGUGUCUGAACGGAGGAUCGUGCAUUGACCUGGUGGCUGACUGGCGUUGUGCGUGUGCGGACGACCGUUGGCGUGGUCGCAGAUGCGAAAUAGCACAGGGAACGGCAGUCAGCGGUGUCGAGCAGCAGUGUGGUCCGAACGCCGUGCCGUGCAGAACGACUGGGGGUGGAAGUAACGUCCCUGCGACCACAGAAUGCGUGUGCCGAAGGGGUUGGACGACGGUAGCGGCAAUUACAGCUUCUAGGGAUGGUCAUAAUGGAACUUUGGCAACCGCCCUUGCGUGCACCGUGAACGUUGAUGAUUGCGCUGGACCCGACGUGAAAUGCACCAACGGUGGCACUUGCUUGGACUUGAUCGGUGGCUACACCUGCGCGUGUCCUGUCGGCUUUACCGGUCGGAACUGUAGAACUCAAAUUGACCCAUGUGGUGGUGAUAACGAAUCCGGUGUAGCUGGCGGUGGAAAUCCUUGCAAAAACGGUGGUGAGUGCGUGCCUUCACGACGUUGGCGUGGUGGAGGAGGGAGUGGAAUGUCAGCCAAACAGCAGCAGCAGCAACAGACUUACUCCUGCAUAUGCCCCUUGGGAUAUUCAGGCGAAAACUGUGAGAUCGACAGGGACCAUUGUACGCCGAACCCAUGUCGGAACGGCGGCCAGUGUCUGAACACGCCGGAUGAUUAUUACUGCCAGUGCAGUGGGGAUGGUUGGUCGUGGCAUGGCAAGAACUGUACCGUGCCCGCCGAUGGCAGUGUCGCCGGGGCCACAAAGUCUACGGCCGCGACCACGACGACCACGCCGACAACCGCAAGGACCACGACUACCACAACCACGACGGCCGCACCGACGACGACGACAACGACUACGGUGGCCAGUACUAGACCUCCAUCGACGCCACCACUGCAGCGUAGCACCGCGAUCACGCCGGUGGCCACUAACCGUCGACCGGGCGCCGGCUUACCGGUUACGACGACAUGGCGACAACAGCAGAAGCCAUACGGUGACGAAGACGACGACAACUAUAAAGCGUCAACAGUAGCGAACGUGGAUCAACAGAAGAUUGACGACGACGGCGCCUUGGCGAUGUGUGGAGGCGGCCGUCAUCGUCGCAAGCACUGGAUCGCCGACGACGGUUGCAACGAGUGCAAGUGCAGCUCUAAAUCGGCGAUGGUCGACAACGUUGACGACAAGUCGGCCGUGAUGUCGUGCACCAACAUGUGGUGUGGACCCGCGACUUUCGACUGUCUUAGCGGCGUUAUGCCUUGCACCGGCACCAACCAGGUGUGCGUACCGAUCAUAGACGACAUGGACGAUGAGGAACUACUUGAAGAUGACCUGGACAAACGAGGAGAGACCGACGGAACAGCCACUGCGGUGGACACUCUUCUUCUGUGGCGACAGUGUUUGCGUCCACCGUGUGGUGGCGUGGACGCUGAUCGUGACAGGGAUGACGUUCGGCUGCGGUAUGGUUACGAUGACGACGGUGGCCAGGACGACCACAACGCUUACUUAGCAGUGGGUUCGUGGCCGAGGCGUCGUCGUCGGGGUCAGUGCGCGACAGCGGUGGUGGACGACAGUGAUGUGGACGACGACGGGGAUGACGAUGAUGACGACGACGACGGUUCACCCACGACUGUGUGGCCGUCGGUGGUCCAACACUGUCUGCCAAACGGCGUGGCCGGUGACAAACGUCUGCCACACCAGCAGCACCGCCGUCGGCGUGGUGAUGCAUGCGGCAGGUUGCGCAUUACACUGGACCCGGCGCGUCUGCGGCGUGGUACUCGAGUAUCAGCCGUGUGCCACAGUCUCCGUCGACUGCUGGCCAGGGAAUGGGUGCGCAGUAGCGACGACGACGACCUGAGCCAAGAGGACGACGUGGAGUACCGACGAAAUCGAGUGUACGUCAUGUGCGAAGCGGCCGAGGAUCAGCGAGAUAAUAACGAUGACGACCGAAUCGGCAGUGGUGGUUCCGGAAGUAGCGGCAAUACACGCCGCCGACGACGACGGCGCCGCGUCACCAUUCGAGUGUCUUUGGCGGUUGUGACAGAUAAGCAGCAACAACACCAGAGACGGAUCUCAGGAACGGUGGCAGAUGACGACGAUGUCGAUGUUGCAGCGGUCGUAGGACGGGCCGUUCAAACUCUUUAUAAACGACUCAACGGCGGCACUGUGGCCGGAUCAACGGUGACUUCAACGAAAAAAGUUCAAACUGCUGGCCACCGCCUUCGCCCGACGCUGAACAGCGGUGUCGACGACUACGAUGACGCUGCGGCGCUGGCGUUCUUAACAGCCGCCGUAGUGGACGUUGCCCUAGGAGGUGGCGCGACAGCGGAAUCGCAUUCGACGCCCGUUCCGUCAAAUUCGUCAGGGUCUUCGAAUGAUGAUUAUCGGCAUUACUACUACUACUAUUGGACGGUCGGCGUGGCCUGCGGAGCGUUGGCCACUGUACUGGCGGUCGCGGCGUUCCUGUUACUACGUUUCCGGAGCAGCACCAGGAGGAAAUCGAACGGUGGACAAACAACUUCGGAUUCUUCAUCUGCUGUCGUUGAUCCUUCGGUGGCCGGCGGUGACAGUUUGAUGUUGUCACUGGUGCGGCGUCAAAACGAGGAGAACCUCAAGCGGUUGGUAACUGGCGGCAACCGGGUUGCCGUGACAGCCGCUGGUGGUGACUAUGGUGGCAGUGGCUGUGGACGCAAUAACUUGUCGGCGGGAUCGUCUCUUAGUUGUUCACGAGUCAGCAUCGUUCACCCUUUAUGCAAUGUCACCUCAGCUGAUGACGGAUCUUCACCGGAAAUGCAUCGCAAACAGCAUCUGAACGGCGGUAGUGAUAACGACGGAAUGAAUGUAGACGACGAAAAGAGUGGAGAGAAAACAACAAACGUGGCAUUGCCACCAGUAGCUGCUGUUAGGUCUGUAGCUGUAGCCGUACCUCGACAACAACAACCAGUACAACAUCAACAACCACAACAACAACAACGGCCAUUGGCUGCAGCAGCACCACAACCAUUAUUGUUGUGCAAAAAGACUUUGAACGUAGACAAUGAACAGCGAAGACAACUACAACUGAUGCAACAACAACGUCAACAACAAUCACCGAUACACCAGCAACAUCAACUACCACUUCAACAACAGCUACAACUCGCACAUCAACAACAUCAACUACCGGUACAUCAACAACAGCAUCAGCAGCAGCAAGUACCAGCGCAACAGUACAACCACCGCAAUCGUGGAGAUAUUCUUAAUCAACACCUACAACCUAACCAGCAACAUUAUCAUAAUCAACAGCAGCAACAAAAUUAUGCGUCGUUAUUGCACUCAACACCGAAUAACAAUAAUACCAGCAGCAACAACAUCAACAACAACAACAAUAACAAUCACAGCUCAGAAGAUGGUAACGACGAAGCUGCUCCACCUUCGCUCACCGUUUUGGUGUAA
Molecule: messenger RNA, 4269 nt
Organism: Macrosiphum euphorbiae (potato aphid)
Lineage: Eukaryota; Metazoa; Arthropoda; Insecta; Hemiptera; Aphididae
Source: the annotation of a GenBank genome assembly